GUUCCGUCUAAUCCGUUAGACACUUUCUAUUUAACAUCAUCACCACACUGACACUUUCGUCUCUCACUUUUAUCCCCACUCUCAAGUUUGUCUGCUUCUUCCGUCCAUCUACAAUUCGUACAGAUGAACAAAGAAACCACAAACUUCUCAAUUACAGCAAUUCGUCAGACAUUGUAGCUACCUUUUCCCUACCUAGUACCUACAAUUAGCAGGUAUUAGGUAUAGUUACCCAUCCUACUAUUCUAUACUCGGUACCUAAUUACCUAGGUAUUGAGUACUUCGUUUUUCAUCUCGUUUCUUUCACACACAACCUAAUCUCACCAUACAUCGGACUCAAUAAAUUCGUCACCAAUGGAUAAUGACAAUCCACGACCAGGCGGUCCUCGUUUCGCGCUGACAGACUUUCUUCGGUCGCAUAAUAUAUCUACGAACGCUAGCAGUCGUGCACGUCGAGGCCAUCCCACCAAUUCAGCUACGAGCACCAUGGCAACACCGAGCGCCCAGACUGUAGGAGAAGGCCAAGAAAAGGAUGGUGAAGAUGAAAAAGAUGCCACAGACGGAGAAGAUGCCAUAGACGGAGAAGAUGUCACAGAUGGAGAAGAUGCCAAAGACGCCAAAGAUGGUAAAGCUGUCAAAGAUGGUAAAGCUGCCAAAGGUGGUAAAGCUGCCAAAGAUGCCAAGAAAGACGGUGCGAAUGAUGUGCGCAAGCGCAAGCGCGAGCGCGAAGAGGCUCGUGAGAUGCACAAGAUAAGGAUAAGUAAACGUUUCAAGAAAGAGUGUGCAUCUCAUCCCAAUGAGGAUGAGGAAGCAGUUUUACGUAGACUUCACUUUGCACAAGUCCAGAAACAACGAAGGCGAAACCAAACGUCUGCUGCGUCCAUGCCAGGACAGACGGCGAACUGUGAAAGCUGCCAGCAGCGUUUUACGGUGACACCAUACACACGCGCCGGUCCGAACGGAGGCCUACUUUGCACAAAGUGUGGCAAGAACCUCGCCGAUGAAGAAGAUGCCAAGAAGAGCAAGAAGGCAAGCAACGGUGUACCCGGUAAAGGUCACAAGGAGCAUCGAAAAAAACAAGCAGGCACGCCUUUCGGAACUGGGGUAAAAUCGCUUGUCACGCUUUGCAUCGAAACCCUCGCAGCGAAUAUCAGCCUUGCUGACUCUUUCGGCGACCUCCCUCCUCUAGUCAUCGAUCGUAUUGCAAGAAUGUUGUCUAAACGUCGCAUGAUAAACUCGCAAACGUUAGAGCUAUUUCUUCCGUACCAGCCAGAAGAUAUGUGCAUAUACGACGCAGCUCAGCUUGAACAGCAAGAUUACAUCCGCAUUUUCCAGGUCUGUACUGGAAUGAAGCAAUUGAAAUUGUAUAACGCAAUUCAAUUCAGAGACGAGGCAGUCGAGUAUCUCAUCGGACGAAACUUCAAUCUUGAAAGUCUGUAUCUUUCCGGCGCGAACCUCUUGACCGAGAAAGGUUGGACGGAUUAUCUGAAAGCUAAGGGGGGGCAUCUCAAGAGUCUGCGCGUGUACUUCACGGAUCAGGAAUUCAACCGCAACGUUCUUGCGGCCAUUAAACACUUCUGCCUAUCACUGGAACGACUUAAGAUCUGCCAUAAUCAGCAGGUUUCAGAUGACGAGUUGGAAUGCAUCGCUAGCAUUCAAACUCUCCGACACAUCGGUCUACACCUGGUCAAAGAGACCACUACUCGCAUCUACAUCUCCAUCAUCAAUCACCUAGGCAAGAACUUGGAGACCUUCUCCAUCAGAACAGUGCCACAAGUCGGCGAUGGCUUGCUAGAGGCAAUUCAUGCGAACUGCACCCGGCUAUCGAAGCUUCGCAUUACGCAUAGCGAAGCCAUGACAGAUGCUGGGUUCGUCAAAUUGUUCACGGGAUGGAAGAACAAGCCACUGAAGUUCAUCGACUUCGAGAAAUGCCUUCCGAUAGCAAAUGCAAACCCUCAGGAGAACACUAAAAUGGUGGGCCUCCAUUCAAAUGGCUUCCAAGCGAUGAUGAACCAUUCCGGACUGGGGCUCAAGAAGCUGAAUAUCCACUGUUGCCGAUAUAUCUCUGGAGAGGCUUUUGAAGAAGUUUUUGCUCUCGGCAAGAUAUACCCCGACCUCCUGGACUUGGAGGUUAGCUUCUGCGAAUCAGUAACGGAUUACAUCGUGGGAUUGAUCUUCAAAAGUUGCCCACGCUUACAGAAACUGAACGUUUUCGGUUGCAUGAAGGUUAGUGACCCCCGAGUGCCUCGCGGCAAGUUCUUAGUUGGCCUCCAAAACGCAAAAGGCAUUAGUAUCCAGGGCACCGAGGAUUAACUUCAUUCGCAAUAUCAAACCUCGUCUACAUGUCUAUCUACGGGAAGGACAGAUGCAAGCAGGUGGUAUGAGGUUUUAUUACGGAAUGGAUUAAGCACGGCAUGAUCGUGCUAGGAAAAGGUGUUGUCCUAUUUGCAAAGAUUCUUGCUAUUGAAUCUCUAAUGGCUCGUGGACGUUAGCACGGCAUGAUUUGCACUUUGCACAAGGAGAUAUGAGAUCAUGAGGUCAUGAUGUAGAGUAUGAAGAGUGAUGACUUCUACUCGUUUUGCUGUACUAUAGCUCCCCCAUCAGAUUCCCCCAUUACCCCCAUCCCCAUCACCCAGUUCCCCAAUUCCCCAAUUCCCCAAAACGUUCUGCAUCACGGCAAUUUGUG
Molecule: messenger RNA, 2683 nt
Organism: Annulohypoxylon maeteangense
Lineage: Eukaryota; Fungi; Ascomycota; Sordariomycetes; Xylariales; Hypoxylaceae
Product: RNI-like protein
Exons: 2
Coding region: 352-2310 (652 amino acids)
Biological process (GO): SCF-dependent proteasomal ubiquitin-dependent protein catabolic process
Cellular component (GO): SCF ubiquitin ligase complex
Source: RefSeq, a predicted model, not a curated record